AUGAAGUUCCAGGCCAUCCUCAUCGCUACCCUCUCGGCCACCGGCCUCGCCUCCCCCGUCCCCGAGCCUCAAGCCAAGCCCAAGUUCGUCCAGGCUUACACCCUCCGUCUCUCCUCGCGCACCCCCUCCCUAGACGGAAAACCCCUAACCCUUUCCAACACAACCCUCGGCAUCUUCCCCUCCUCCCCCUCCACCCCCCUCUUCUACCCCAUCCGCAACCCCCAAACCAACCUCCUCGAGCUGCACUCCCCCCAAACCUCCUCCGCCCUCGCCCUAGUAGGCACCCACGGCCUCCUCUCCCUCUCCGCCCUCCCGAACCCGGCCUCCGUCACCGUCCCCACCGGCACGACCCUCGACUGGCAAAACUUUGACCUCUCCGACGACGCCUCCGCCGGCUCCCUCACCUACGCAGGCAGCACCAAGGACGGCUCCUGGGUCGCCUUCCCCGUCGGAAAGGGUCAGGCGGGCGAGUGGGCCGUCAAGUGGAAGGACGUCACCGCCACCACGACCCAGAACUACAUCCCCGUUAAGGUUGUCUACGAGGUUGUCGAGGGGUUCCACAUUACUGCUUAG
Podospora anserina S mat+ is the source of this 573-nucleotide messenger RNA. RefSeq lists its product as uncharacterized. The transcript is spliced from 2 exons. NCBI's taxonomy places the organism in Eukaryota, Fungi, Ascomycota, Sordariomycetes, Sordariales, Podosporaceae. The record is from RefSeq and is a predicted model, not a curated record. Bases 1 to 573 code for a protein of 190 amino acids.